Microsporum canis CBS 113480 is the source of this 2484-nucleotide messenger RNA. Its product is annotated as Rad4 family protein. The transcript is spliced from 2 exons. Bases 1 to 2484 code for a protein of 827 amino acids. The record is from RefSeq and is a predicted model, not a curated record. Lineage: Eukaryota; Fungi; Ascomycota; Eurotiomycetes; Onygenales; Arthrodermataceae. Gene Ontology annotation, cellular component: nucleotide-excision repair factor 2 complex; cytoplasm; nucleus. Gene Ontology annotation, biological process: nucleotide-excision repair; mismatch repair. Gene Ontology annotation, molecular function: single-stranded DNA binding; damaged DNA binding.
AUGUCUGAUAUUGAACAUCCCAACAUCCUCUCGCGGCUUUCCCAGCUCAACCGCAAGUGGCCGUCCGUCUUUUUGCCGUCGAUGCCACAGUCCCUAGCUCCAAGAAAGGGUCGAGAUGCACGCGAAAUUAAUCCAAGGCUCGCUCUAUUAGAAGCUCUUGAUACGCCGCCAGAACCCUCGGCCGAUGAGGUUAAAGCUUCAAAGUUCUUUAAUGGAGAGGAAUCUUCAUCCGGGGACUCUUCCCUGUCUGAGCUGGAAGACGAGCCAGUACUGCAAGGAAAUUCGGAUGGCGAUGACGAUGACGAUGACGACGAUGACGAAGAUGUGAGCUGGGAAGAUGCGACUUCUAAUGCAACUCCUCAGACCAAAACCCCAGUCCUGAGAGACUUGAGCAUAAUACUAGAAAGAAACGAAGAAUCAUUUACUCCAUAUUCGCCUUCUUCGAAAAAAGGCCCUAGUAAGAUCGACCGUCUAAUUCGGAUCCAAACGCAUUGCAUGCACGUACAGUUCCUUCUAUUCCACAAUGCUGUUAGGAAUUCGUGGAUUAAUGAUGCAGAAGUAAAGGAAAUCCUCCUUGACCACUUACCAGAGAGAAUCAAUAAACAACUAGAGAAGUGGAAAGCAAUGGUUGAGUCAUGUGGUCCAUCAUCAGAGGGCCAGGAUGAUUCUACAUACCAAUUAUUGACGAUGCUCGCUUCUUACUGGGCCGGAUCUUUUGAAAUAACUGCUCCCGGGCUGAGGAAAAGAGGAUAUCGGCCCAUGCCAGUUCUCGGAAGAGAGAUUACCAAAUUCAAUGGACCGGAUGAAGAACACAAUGCACAUGGGGAGCUUAUUCGAGACAUAACUGAAUUCCGUGAACUUGCUCGAAAGCGCCAGGGGUCCCGCGAUGCAGGUGCUCAACUCUUUACCUCUCUUUUAAGAGCUAUCGGUAUGGAAGCAAGGAUGGUUGCCAGCCUACAGCCGAUUGGAUUCGGAUGGAGCAAGUUCGAGGAUUAUAACCCUAAAGAAGAAAAGGCAAACCGUCCAGGGAGGAAGAUCGAUAAAGAUCUCAACUGCCCAAUAUAUUGGUCUGAGGUUGUAUCACCCAUCACGAAUGACAUUAUACCUGUUGAAACACAUGUUCUACCAUUUUAUCUAGCCAGGACGCCAGAGCGCCUUGCGAUGUUUGAACCGCCAGCACCAAAGGUGGAGAAAGCCAAACAAGUUAUAGCGUAUGUGGUUGCAUAUUCUCCAGAUGCAACUGCAAAAGACGUCACUAUUCGAUACCUGAAAAAACAGGUCUGGCCUGGAAAAACAAAAGGAUUUCGAAUACCAGUAGAAAAGAUUCCGUACAAUGAGUCUGGAUCUCGUUCGUAUUACGAAUAUGACUGGUUCAAAACUGCAAUGAGAGGCUAUGUUCGACCCGCAAGUAAAAGGACAGUCGCUGAUGUCAAGGAAAAUGCAUCGCUUACACCCAGUCAAGCAAGAAGUAGGCCAAAAGAGGGGGAUACACUGCAGAGCCUGAAAGCAUCUGAUGAGUUUGUUCUUGAGAGAUUUUUAAAAAGGGAAGAAGCGCUCCGCUCCGGUGCAACUCAUGUGCGAACCUUCACUACUGGCAAAAAUGAAAAGAAAAAAGAAGAAAAAGUUUAUAAACGGUCAGAUGUAGUGAGAUGUCUUUCCGCUGAGAGCUGGCACAAAGAGGGACGAAAAGUUAAGAUGGGAGAAACACCACUCAAGCUCGUUCCUAUUAGAGCGGUAACGUUGAAUAGGAAGAGGGAGGUGGACGAGCUCCAUCGUGAAACCGGUGAGAAGCCGAUGCAAGGACUGUAUGCCCUUUAUCAAACGGAAUUUAUAAUUCCACCGCCUAUCAAAGAUGGAAUAAUACCCAAAAAUGAAUACGGAAACAUCGACUGUUUUGUUCCCUCCAUGAUACCACAAGGUGCGGCACAUGUGCCAUUCCCUGGGACCGUCCGUGUUUGCAAGAAACUCGGCAUAGACUAUGCAGAAGCAGUUACAGGCUUUGAAUUUGGCAGUAAGAUGGCUGUCCCUAUAAUAGAAGGAGUAGUCGUUGCGGCCGAGAACGAAACUCUUUUAAAAGAUGCGUGGAUAGCAGACGAACAGGAAAAGAGGAGGAAAGAGAAACUAAAACAUGACAAGCUUAUCCUUUCAACCUGGAGAAAAUUUAUAAUGGGCCUUCGUAUCAAUGACCGACUCCGGGAAGAAUAUGGCGCAAUGGGUGAUACUGAAUCUCAUAAUCCAUUUGCAAGUCAGAAAGUCCCAGAAUUGCCCGAGCUUAUGGAGGAUGAUAGCCAUAGACAUGACACAGGGGGCGGAUUCCUUGUUCCUGGAGUUGGCGAGGAUACCCAUGAGGGCGGUGGCUUUUUGGUCGAAGACGAUGAACCAUAUAAAGAUUGCCAAUCAGUUCCCACGAAUUUGGAUGAGCAGGAGGAAAGUCCGCUGUCCAAUAUUAGCGACGCUCCGUCUAUUAUUUCUGAGCCUCCAUAG